Folsomia candida is the source of this 5251-nucleotide messenger RNA. Its product is annotated as potassium voltage-gated channel protein Shab. The record is from RefSeq and is a predicted model, not a curated record. Gene Ontology annotation, molecular function: protein binding; delayed rectifier potassium channel activity. Gene Ontology annotation, cellular component: voltage-gated potassium channel complex; membrane. The transcript has 20 exons. NCBI's taxonomy places the organism in Eukaryota, Metazoa, Arthropoda, Collembola, Entomobryomorpha, Isotomidae. Gene Ontology annotation, biological process: protein homooligomerization; potassium ion transmembrane transport. The coding region runs from base 1405 to 3090 and encodes 561 amino acids.
GUGAAAGAUGUAUUGUGUACAUGAUACUUUUUUGAUUCAUUAAGUGACUCAGUGAGUGAAGUGUUGUUGUUAAUAAGUCAAUCUCACACUGAGCCUGGAUCAUACACAGGGCUUUCUCCGCCGGAGGAAAACUCCGUCCCCAAAAACUGGUCUGGCUGGUGUGGUGGAUUCAGUGUGACCUGCCUGCCUUGUCUGUUGCUUGCUUGCUUUCUCUUCUGCUGGAGCCAGUUCACUUUUCUUUCUCCGGAGGAUCCUCCGCAACUCUCUCGGACGACUCGCAUCGUCGUUAUUUCCCGUCCCAGCAUCCAGCUCCCACACCAACGCAGCAACGAGUGCAUGCAUUCGAGAGGAGAGCACAACAUAUAAAGAUAAGCAAGGUUUCAAAGCAGCAGAAGCAGCAAAAGUACCCCUGCCUGCCUUCCUGCAACUAUGGAUGGAAUGGACGGACUUUAUAGGGUAAAGUAUACCCCAGAGUGAGUGAAAGUGCUGGCAGUGGUGGUGGUCGUGAUGGUCGUCGUCGUUGCGAUGGAGGUUGUGGUGCGGUACCAAGUUUAGAAUCUGGAGCUUCUCUCCGGACUGGAUCAUUUAUCUAAAACUCGGCUGGAGGAGAGAUGUAGGCAGUUAGUGUAAGUGCAGAAAGAAACAGGGUCGGUGGUACGGCUGGUGAAAACGGAGACGGUGGAGGAAACGGAAGAGCAAUAUAUUUCGAGAGAGAAAAUCAAAAUUGUGAUAAUGCUUGCUGAAAAAUUAAGCUGGUAAAAGGCGGGUUGUUUUUUUUUCUUUUUCUGGUGGGAAAUAUUUAGUAUUUAGUGGUGGUGAAAAAAGUGCUGGAUAAAAUUUGGGACGAUGAUACAUAAAAUUGGUUCAACUGGUCGGACUGGGUAAAAAAAAGUUCCUCAAACUUAAAGAUCAACAGAUCAAGUUGAUACACAGCAAUUUCUUACUGGCCUCUCCCGCUGUCAAUCCUCUGUUCAAAGUUAAAACUAAAAUAUACAUAUUUCAAAGUACAACGGUCUUUUUCCUGUAAUAUUUUGUGGGGAAAAUCUGACCCCACAAAAUGUCAUCUGGGACACGUUCGACACCCUUUUUUCAACUGAUUUAUCACAAUAUUUAAUUCCACAAUGCUGCAAACACGUCAAGAAGAAACGUUUAACUCAAAAUACUCAAAAUUAAGAAAAAUAAAUCUCAGAAUCAACUAUCGCGAUGAUACAACCACUAACUUUCCAGUUCAAGUAAAGUAAUAAUGAAAAUGUGAGCAGAAAGCGAGAUGGUGAUGGAAAUGGAAUACCGAGAAAAAAAUAAUGUCUCCUACUGAAAACGUCCCUUCGCAAUUGUGCGGAUAUUAAAAUUGCUUUCUUAAAUAAAAGUGAUCCUUCGGGGUUUUCCGAAGCAAAUAUUGAGGGGAUGCGUGGAGAAAGUUUUGAGAUGGAGCGGUCCCCCCGCUACGCCCCAGUAAAUCCGGUCUCGGGUCGGCGUGAUCCUUUCGCGAUGGAGGACGAGAUUAUGGAAAUGUCUGCUGGUUGCAGGUACAUGCCCCACCCACCGGAACCAUUCCUGAUUCAAAAGACACUUCGGCAGAAUAAACGGGUCGUCUUGAACGUGGGUGGGGAGCGACACGAAUGCAUGUGGAAGACCUUAGACCGCCUACCUCACACUCGGCUUGGCCAGCUUCGAGCAAGCAAUAGCCACGAGGCCUUAUUGGACCUGUGCGAUGAUUAUUCUCUAGUGGAUAACGAGUUUUACUUCGACAGGCAUCCCCUUUCCUUCAGCUCAAUUUUAAACUUUUACCGAACCGGAAAGCUUCACCUUGUUCAGGAAGUUUGUGUCCUUGCAUUCUCCGAAGACUUGGAGUACUGGGGAAUUGAUUCAGUAUUUCUAGAGAAUUGUUGUCAGCACAAGUUUAACAUGAGGCAGGAACAAGUCUUUGAUGAAAUGCGGAAAGAGGGAGAGGCCUUGAAUCAGUUGGAAGAAGAGGAUUUUGGAGACGGCACCUGGGCAAAGUUUCAAAAGAUUGGGUGGGACAUUAUGGAGAAGCCGACGUCGUCCCUUUUUGCCAGGAUCGUGGCAGUGAUAUCCAUCUUUUUCAUCAUGUUGUCAACCGUGGCCCUCACCCUCAAUACUUUGCCCUCCAUGCAAAUGUACGAAUGUCGUAAUGAGACUGACACAGAGUGUGACGCAGAGUUGGACCGUGACGAAGCCCCAGCGGAAGAGUUAAUGUUAGUCGAUAACAUCUAUUUAGCCUCCUUAGAAGAAAUUUGUAUCACGUGGUUUACAUUAGAAUACGUUCUUCGCCUAGUGUUUUCCCCCAAUAAGAGAAAGUUUCUUCAAGGAGCACUCAAUUUUAUAGACCUGUUAGCAAUAAUGCCUUAUUACAUUUCUCUCUUUCUAAUAGAAGGAAAGAAAAAGAUAGGCGAGGAAGAUGAAUACGAAACAUUUAGGAAAGUUGUACAAGUGUUCCGAUUAAUGAGAAUUCUUCGAGUAUUUAAACUUGGGAGGCAUUCCAGAGGACUGCAAAGUUUAGGUUAUACGCUCACCAACUCGUACAAAGAGUUGGGCUUGUUAGUCAUGUUCUUGGCUAUGGGCGUGCUCAUCUUCUCUUCACUCGCCUACUUUGCCGAGAAAGAGGACAACCCCAUGUUCGAAAGUAUUCCCAAGACGUUCUGGUGGGCAAUUAUUACGAUGACCACCGUUGGCUACGGUGACAUGAGUCCGGAGACCUCGAUUGGGAAAAUGAUCGGAAGUCUUUGUGCUAUUUGCGGUGUGUUAGUCAUCGCACUCCCGAUUCCAAUUAUCGGAAACAACUUUGCAGAAUUUUACAAGAACCAAGUACAAAGAGAGUUGGUGCUCAAGAGGAGAGACGAGGUGGAACGGGCCAAAAAGGAAAGCUCAAUUAUUCAAUUAGGUCACGCCACGAUGGACAUCGUUGACACGAUGGUGGAAACGACAGUUGCAGCAACAUCCGGUGGUGGUGAUAACGAUACCCCCUUAUUCUCAAAGCAGAACAGCAGGUUGUGGAACAACAGAAAAGCAUUUGAAAAGAAUCAAAUUCAAAACACAAUGUCUGAACAAGGAGAGAUUCGGACGGCUUGAGUAAAAAAAAAGCUGCCAGAAAGAAAGCAAGAGUUUGAGUUUGUUGUUAGCUUUAGCUUAAAAAAAGUGUAGAAUAUAAUCUCAUUAAUUGAUCUCGAUAUGUAUUGAAUAGUACAACGAUGUGUCAUUCUCUAUCAUCUUCAACUCUCUUAUUAUUAUCGUUAAUUAUAUGUCAGUAGUGGCAAAAGCAGCAGCAAGCAAGCAAGCAGCUCAGCAUCAAUGUAUGUAAUGUAUGUAAAAUAUAUGUAAGUAUUACGUGUAAUGAAUGUCAUGUACCGUCUCGUCUCGUACUUUGUAAAUCUGUUAACUUUCCAAAAAAUGGAAAAGUUUAGAAAACUAGUGUGUGCUAAGCUAAACGUAGUAAAAAAACAGAACAGAUUUUAUUACGUAAUUCUGUCCUAAGUCUCAACAGAUCAAUGUUGUUUUUACCCAAGGACAUCUCUCUUCUAAUCAAAUCUCCUUAAUUUCUUUCCCUAUGCACUAUUUACAAUCAGAACCGUCUGCUCUUUCUCUGCAGCUUUCAUCUCCUAUUUAAUCACUUGAUUACCUAAAUCAAUCUCUCUCCGAGAAUGCACCAGUUGCUGGUUUAAACUUUCCUUUGUCCUAAUGUGUUCGCCUUUUUCUCGUGAGUUGAAAUAUAUGUAUGUACACAUACUUGAUCCAAUCCAUCAUCAUCCCUUGUCCCGGAACAGGAUAAUCGUACUAUACACUUUCACCGCAAUAAUUACAGUAUACACGUACGCGAAAUGGGCGGCUACAUAAGGUGACGUCGCAUUCUUUGUUGUCCAGAAAAUUAACAUGUCUGUACGAAUGAGUGACACAGCCAAAACAGGACACGAGCAUAUUAGUAUAACUUACUUUGUCCUAAUUAUUUCCUUAAUAACGCGAUCCCUGAGACGUGAAGUUAUAUAUGCCGUUAAAUACGUCUCUAAUCCAAACUACUAACCGUUCCAUUAACGAUACGUACAUACAUUUGUCUGUACAUGGUAGGAAAUAAGGUUAAGUCAUAUUUAUUAAUGAUGAUCAUCAUCAUAGCCAAAGAUAAGUGGACGGGAAAGAAAAGUUCACCGCACACAGCACUCAUCCAUACUUUCAUUUAGAAGAAGAACUAACUAACUCUAUUACAGCGCACAUAAUAAUAAUUAACAAUUCAGGUAUAGCCAGCCAAAAGCUACGAUCACGUCACUAUCAUUAAUAAAACUCAGGAUGCUUCGGGUAGAUCGAUGAAGACAUUUUUCCUUGUAGCGACAAUAAGAAUAAUUAUCUAUCACCGUUGCAUGCAGACAAGUUAUUUGUUAGCUCGGCAGUAAUUGUCCGGUCCAACGAAAUAUAUAGGCAAAUGUUAACGCGAAAAAACUUUCUUCCUUUGUCGUGAGGUCAAUACAGAUAUUUAGGCGACAAAAUUGAGUGUUGGAUCGAAUGGCUAAAAUAAAAUUGAUAAAUUUCAGUCAUUUUAUGAUAAAGUUUUUUUUGAGAGUUUCGAGAGAAAGGGAAAAAACAUGACAAUUUUCACAAGUAUUUCUACCCAUUAUUCUCGCUAGUUUUUGCAACUUUCACUUUUGAAUGAGUGGGAUUUUAUGUCAAGAAAUACAAAAGACAUUAUUAACUUCUUCCAUUAGAUAAUUACCGACUUUAUUCCAUAGUCUACAUACACUGUGAAUGUAUUACUUGAUAUGAACACUGCUAACAAUGAUGAAAGUAUUAUUAGCAUAAUAAAUCUGUAUGUGGCUAAAUAAAUAACUAAAAAUUGUGGUAUAGAUGCAAUAUACGGAACCAAUAAUAUCUUAAAAUAAUACUUAAUUCUUUCAAAGUACUCAGAAUUUCGCAUGCGUCCCGUCCUGUCCUCACCAUCCUGCUCCUAAUAAUCCAAUUUCCUAAUAAUUACCAGAUUAAGAAGAGUAGGACUACUAAAUAAAUAAUAAAAUAAAUAUGGCGAUGAUAUAGAAAUCUGACAGACUUUGGCAGAUAUUAGAUUUAGAUUAUUUUGACAGUUUCAUGAUGAAUUCUUCUUCUCUUCUCUGUCUCAAAUCGUAUACAUAGUCAAAAUAAUUACAAAACUUUUUUGCAAGUCAAAGUUUCCUAGAAUGUUAAUAAUAAUACCCAUUCUUCAUCUACAACGACUACCAAAAAUACUAUUACUGCUAGUAUUGUACUAUGAAAA